AUGAAGUUGUUCAUCUCAUUGGAACUGUAUAUUACUGGCUUUUUUAUAUGGUUCGUUGCUGGAAAUCAUACAGUUAUGUAUUACACAUCUUUAUUCAAGAGCAUUCACGAUACAUAUGGCACUGCCGGGAUGAUCAUAGCGUCGAGUACCAAUUAUCAAUCAUCCGCAAGGCUGACAACUUGGCAUGAAACAUGCAGGAUUCUGUCGGAUGAAGGGAUACCAACGGCCUUUGUGAAUUUCGCAAGCUUUAACGCGAGAUUGAAGUUUUACACGAAACGAACUGUCCGUCCAUUGGCUGUUGUUCUUAUCCGGAGAAUGGCUGACGUGAACAUCUUCAAGGGAAUUGCGAAGGAGUUAGAUAUGAGUUACCCCGUCUGGCUGAUAAUAUUCACAAAAGACGCGGAAGAGAGUGUUUGCGAAUUUUGUCGUCAUCCGCGCACAAACUCGUUCAAUCUGAGGUUCAAUUCAGAAAUACUUAUUUCUUGCUGCGAGUCCAGUGUCCUCCGGGAAUGGUGGUCGAAGGCGGGGAAUUACACGCAUGCGAGGAAAAUUGGUGAGUGGAUUGAUGAGGAUCGAAGGAUUCAGUGGGCCACCGAUCAGUCUCUUUACAGUCGUCGACAUUUCUUCAUUCGGCGAGACUUUCGGGUCUCCAUCGUCAGGGGUUCGAGUUACAUUUGGGAGAAAAAUGGCGAACUCGAUGGAUAUCUCGGCGAAAUUCUAAAGGAGCUAUCCCGAACAAUGAACUUCACCAUAUCAGCCCUAAUUAAGGAGCCUCAUUACGGCAGCUACGAUCCCAAAACGUCAAGGUGGACAGGUGUGAUCGGCCGAAUUGUCGAGCAAGAGGCUGAUCUGGGGGCUUCUGAAUUCACUCUGAGUCUUCAACGUUUAGACGUAGUUGAUUUUACAAUUCCCAUCGCCGUUGGCGACUGUCGACUGUACGUCAGAAAACUUGAUGGCGCUCAAUUACAGUGGAAGGCCUACUUUGGGGCGUUCAAAGCGGAUGUCUGGACUCUAAUCAUCGGUCUAAUUAUUGUUGCGCCAAUUGUUUUGACUGUCAUACGAUACACGAAGAAGCGGAAAUACGUAUUCUCCACAGCAGUUGAACAUUAUCUGUACGUUUGGGGAAUUUACUGUCAACAGGGAUUGUCAGAAUUCCCGGAUGAAACGGCCUUGAGAAUUUUGUAUGUCUCAAUAUUCAUAUCUGCGUUGGUGGUGUCAGCUGCGUACUCCGCGUCGCUAACUAGUUUUCUCACCGUCUCUUCGAUUUAUUUGCCAUUCAAUUCAAUGGAAGAAUUUGCUAAUGACGGUCGUUAUAAAUUGAUCGUCCUUCAGGAUAGCGCUGAUUAUGAUAUGUUCAAGGUGUCUAAUGAAUCAAUUAUGAAGAAGAUGAUGUCCCUGAUGAAACCAAGUCACUCACUACCUCAAACAAUGCUAGGAGGUUUCCAACAGGUCUGCACUAGGAAAGUGGCAUUUUACACAAAUGAAGCACUCAAGAGAUCCCUCAACAAACAUUUACCCUGUGACAUUGUAUCUAUAAAAACAGGAAGAAUCGAGACCCUAGGAAUGAUCAUGCCUCGUCACAGUGAAUACAUGGGACUCGUUAAUUAUCAGUGAGUUGCAUUCAAACUGACAAUUUAAGUGGGAUGAUUAUUUACUGAAACGCAAUUUAUUCAAGUAUUCAGCGAUUCAAAGACAAUGGAAUGCUGAUGCGACUGAAACAAAAGUACAUUCAGCCAGGUGAUAUGAGAGACGAGAGUGCUCUUCUGCCUGUUGGACUGGGGGGUAUCGCACCAAUUUUAUUAGUU
This is a messenger RNA of Diachasmimorpha longicaudata, 1805 nucleotides long. Its product is annotated as glutamate receptor 1-like. Gene Ontology annotation, cellular component: membrane. The transcript has 7 exons. The coding region runs from base 1 to 1614 and encodes 537 amino acids. The record is from RefSeq and is a predicted model, not a curated record. Gene Ontology annotation, molecular function: ligand-gated monoatomic ion channel activity. Lineage: Eukaryota; Metazoa; Arthropoda; Insecta; Hymenoptera; Braconidae.